Molecule: messenger RNA, 1728 nt
Organism: Priceomyces carsonii
Lineage: Eukaryota; Fungi; Ascomycota; Pichiomycetes; Serinales; Debaryomycetaceae
Exons: 1
Coding region: 1-1728 (575 amino acids)
Biological process (GO): SNARE complex assembly
Cellular component (GO): endosome; lytic vacuole
Molecular function (GO): SNARE binding
Source: RefSeq, a predicted model, not a curated record
AUGGACAAUGUUAAUGAUACAAGGUUAAGAAACUUCAAGUCAAUUUCUCUUCGAAAUUUGUAUUUACCGUCGAGUUCUGGAACCAAUGAAACGAUUAACCAACGACCACGAGAAAGUCCACGAAGAAAUCUGUCAAGAUCAAUCAGUGUAAUGGAUGCUAGCAAUAGCGGUGUUGCAUUGAUGAAUAGGUACGCAGAUGAAUUGCUCGACUCAUUUUUCACUGUUCAUGUACUAAAGAGUCAGACCAGCGAUCUUCAGUUGGUGUAUGUUAGCGAGGUGAUCAAAGAGAACAUGGAACCUGAUUUCAAUGAAAUAACAAUACCACUGUUUGUUAAUAGUGGAAAACUGAAGUUUGUCUUGAAAAUUUGGACAAGGUCAUCAAUUCUUCAAAAAGAGGGCCCGGAGCAUACAUGGAAGCUUUUACACCUUUUAAACAUGGAUUUGAGGAAGCUAAUUUACGUUGGACUGGAGCUUGAAAAGUUGGGAAACAUAUUCCAAACCAAUUCUGUUAUCAUAAAGCUACGUGAAAGAUAUUAUACGUUGCCCGAGUGUUUAGUAACGGUCCCAGAAGAUAUCAAGAAGAACCACGUUGACAACGGGCACAAACCAUUCAACUCUUCAUAUUCUGUUGAUUCCAUUAGGGCCAUAUGUAAUUUGACGAAAUCAGUUAAAGAGUUGUCAUUCUCAAAACUCAAGCUUUCGAGCCAAAUAUCUCAGCUCAUAGGGAAAUGGGUAGAUCCUUCCAACCUAAGCAAUGUCACAUUUAACCUACCGCAGGCUCAAUCUCGAAAUAAAACACUAGAAGCAUAUAUUUCGAAGCAAGAAGCAGCAAACGACCAUUUGGCAUCAAGAAUUUCCUCAAUAUCCGUCAAAAUCACGGAAUGGUCGAAGUUGAAUUCAGAUAUUGAUACAGUUUUUGAAAAUCUACAGCUGAAGAUCAAAAGUAUAGAAGCACACAUUGUUCCCAUAGAAGAGGACAUGAAAACGGUUCUUUUUCCUUCACUAGCCAAAAGGCUUCUGGAGAUGACAAAUGCAAUCCAAGAGAUGAUUACAAUCGGUAAUAUUGACAAUUCAUUUCGUCUCACUAUAAUGGGCCUUGAAUUUCCUCAGAAUAUUAGGGAAUUGCUUGAUAUAUGCUAUUAUAAUCACGAACAUUUGAUAAAUUUUAAUGCAGACGAUAUAGAUAUCGAUAUAACGCCUCAAGAAGAGCACAGCUAUAAAAUUGAACAAAUCAAUGCAGGGUUAGCAUAUAUCAUCCAGCUUAUUGAAGCAGUAGCAUUCAUUACAAUGUCACAUUUGAAGUAUAAAAUGAUCUCUAAUGGGAAUCAAAGUUUUAUAGUCGACACCGUUUGCUUUGAUGAUGAAUCAAGAGAGCAGAGUACGUUGUAUGCUGGUGUAGAAUCAGAUGGCCAAGGUAUGAGAUUCCCACUUUAUUACGAUCCAAAUCAGGUGGAAAAAGUAUCUUCUUUGCAAAAAGGUUCUUCUAUUGGAGAACAUGUGUUAAUGAACAGGCCCUUUGAACAUGGGUUACGACUUCUUAAUCGUAACUUGAUUUACUUAAUAAAUAAUGUGACUGACAUUUACAAUUCAGUUAUUCCUGACAUUAAAGACCGAUAUCAAGUGUCAACGAAUAUUCCCCCAGAUUGUUUAGACAACUUCUUGUGGAACUUACAGUAUUUGACCUUAUUUAUCACUGCACCAAGUAACUGUUGUGGUAAGAUGGAUUAG